AGGUGCAAUCCAAGCCGCGCUGCGAAGGCCUGCUUUCCGUUUGUGCUUUUUGUUCCAGUGGUUUUGUUUUGUGUGAACUGGUCAGAGACUGAGUGACUGAGAGACGCCCAUGGCAGCCAAUUCUGGCUGAAUUCGGUCAUAUUGAAUCAUGCCCAUGUGUACUGUGUGUAUAUUGUGGUAUAUUGUGGUAUGACUGUUGCCCGCUCACGACUCGUACGUGGAUAUGCAAAUGAAAUCGGGAACGGUUCGGAUCGCACAAGUCUUUCGAUCUGAUUGAGUGUUAGUGUGUGCCCCAAUAUUUCUGUUUCUAGUUCGCCAGCAUCGCAGCCAUGUACUUUCACACACGGCUCAAAUUAGCACCACCGAUAUCGAAUUAGAGUGCCCAAGCCGAUUCCGUCGAUUGCCCAGAUUCCGAUUCAGAGCCGAAACUUUCCUCAGCUCGGAUCUCUUCACCAGAGGCUACGACCGCAGCAGUAGCCGAUAAUUAGUGAAAGAUAUAUACGCUCUCACGAAAGUUGCUUGCGAUCCGAACACCGGAUGGUGCCCAGUUUCGAGUCCCCAGUUCCAAGUCCCCCGGCGGAGUGAAACCGUCGAAUUGGGUUCUGCUAGCAGCAUUUGUCCGAUCCCAAAAUACUCUACUCUACUCUACGAACCACACAAAGCCGUGUGGCAGUAGCAACCUUGAAAGCAACUCCAAAACAACUCGCCCUCAGGCCAUUUCAUUUCAUUGGUGUCUAUGCACAUAUUCGCUCUCUGCAGUCCGCUAAUUCUUUUGAAUAUUCAUGCCAGGCUUUCGGCCCGAAAAGGGAAGCCAUUUAAAGUUUACUUUUACUUUUCCGAUCGAAGCAAUCGAGUGUGGCCGAAUCGAGUCGAGUCGAUUGGAGCGGUCAGCCGCAUAAAGUAUGGGAACUUAGGAAAGCGGUUUCGAUCUGAUCGCAAGUGACCGGAAUCGAUCGCCAUCGAUCGGAAUCGAUCGGAACUGCGGACAGUUUGCAGUAUGCAGUAUGCAGUAUUAUAAAACAUCGUAAUUAGGCGGUGGAAAUUCAGUGUGAAUGCAAAGUGAAACCUUAAUGAACGCAACACGCUCAUGUCCAUGCGUACUCACACAUGUGCAUAUAUCUUCAUAACAUAACAUAAAUACGAAUAUAAAUAUAAAUAACCGCCAAGUGUAUGCAUGAAUUAAUCGCUGGCGAUGCCACAACAACACCUCUAAGGCCCGAGCUAAUCAGCAGCCUCACCAACGGCACUACCAUUGUAAUCAACAGCAUCAUCAACUCAACUUCAGGAGCAUCGGCAUCGGAAACACAGCAGCGGGAAAAUUAUCAGCUGCGAACGGCGAACAAUGUUUUGCUGCAACUUAUUGUUCGCAACCUCCCAUCGCAGUCAUCGUAAUCGUGGUGGCUCACUGGUGGCUCCCAAAAGAGCCAUGACUCUUCCAAAUGCAAUGCCCCCGAUCCCCAUUAUGCUGCUGCUGCUGCUGCUUGUACUGUGCACAGCUGGAAAUUGCCAAAUUUGCGGUCCGCCAGCGGUGCCGCUGAAUGCCAAGGUGCGAACCGUCACUGCCGACUCGCAGAUCGCGGAGGCGCACUACGAGUGCGAUGCCGGCUACGAGCUGUUCGGCUCGGCGUCCGUCAAGUGUGACCCCCGGACGGGCUGGGAGCGGGACCUGCCCUUCUGCGGGGUCAACGUGGCCUACCGCAAGCCCGUCAACCAGAGCUCCUACACCCGCAGCGGUCCUGCGAGCUACGCGAACGAUGGCAAGCCGGGGAACAAGAAUCCCGACGGUCAGGAGUGCUCGGAGACGCAGAAGGAGCCGUCGCCGUGGUGGCGCGUCGACCUCCUGACCCCGCAGGCGGUGCACGUGGUGCGGAUCACGACGCGCGGCUGCUGCGGCCACCAGCCGCUGCAGGACCUGGAGAUCCGGGUGGGGAACAGCAGCGCGGACCUGCAGCGGAACCCGCUGUGCGCCUGGUACCCGGGCACCCUGGACGAGGGCGUGGUGAAGACCUUCACCUGCGCCCGCCCCCUCGUCGGCCAGUACGUGGCCAUCCAGCUGGUGGGCGUGGAGGGCAGCCUGAGCCUGUGCGAGGUGGAGACCUUCACCAACGACGAGUUCUCCGUCGACCGCUGCCUGAGUCCCAAGCUCGGCGUGGACACAGUGGUGACGACAUUCUCGAAAACCUGCUACGACUUUCAUAUCACGAAAGGAGAAAGCUUCGAGAAGGCGCAGGCCAUUUGCAAGCAGACAGGUGGCGACUUGGUGCACGACUUUCGGGGCGCCACCAGCCAAUACAUCUUGUCCGAGCUGGAGCGCCGGAAGAGCGAACUGAAGCCGCAGCUGGUCUGGAUCGGUGCCCAGAAGGAGCCGGGCAUCACCUCUCGCACCUGGAAGUGGGUCACCGGGGAUGUGGUGCAGAAGCCCACCUGGGGAAAGGACCAGCCGAACAACUACAAUGGCGAGCAGAACUGCGUGGUGCUGGACGGAGGGCGGAAUUGGCUGUGGAACGACGUGGGCUGCAACCUGGACUACCUGCACUUCAUCUGUCAACACUCUCCAUUGUCUUGCGGCUCGCCGGAUGCCCAGCAAAACACCACUGUCAUGGGCAAAAAGUUCACUCUGGGCGAGACGAUCCAAUACAGUUGUCCCAAGGGCCACUCGCUGCUCGGUCAGACGGAACGGGAGUGCAGAUUGGACGGCACUUGGAGCGGCUCCUCGCCGACGUGCAAGUACGUGGACUGCGGCAGCCUUCCGGAGCUGAAGUUCGGGUCCAUCCACAAGUCGGAGGAGCGGACCAGCUUUGGCGUGGUGGCCACGUACAGCUGCCACGAGAACUACACGCUGAUCGGCAAUGAGAACCGCACCUGUGCCGUCGACGGAUGGAGCGGCAAGCAGCCGGAGUGCCUGGUGGACUGGUGUCCGGAUCCGCAGCCCAUCACCGGGGGCAAUGUGCGGUUCAGCGACAAGCGGGCUGGAUCCACGGCCACCUAUGUUUGCGAGCCGGGCUAUGUGCUGGUCGGCGAGGCGAUCAUCUCGUGCGGACUGGGAGGCGAGUGGUCGAGCAAGCCCCCGUCCUGCAGAUUCGUGGACUGCGGGGCUCCUGCCAGGCCAAACCGCGGUAUUGCGAUCCUGCUGAACGGCACCACCACCGUCAACUCGGUGGUGAAGUACGAGUGCGACGAGGACUACUGGCUGGACGGGAACUCGGAGCUGUACUGCACCCGGGACGGGAAGUGGUCGGGCGAGGCGCCCGUCUGCGAACUGGUCACCUGCGAGACGCCCCCCGUUCCAUCCGGGUCGUUCGUCAUCGGGUACGACUACAACGUCCACUCGAAGAUCCAGUACAACUGCGACCCCGGCCACAUCAUGCACGGCACCCCGGUGCUCGAGUGCCUGGACAGCGGCGAGUGGAGUGCCGACGCGCCCUACUGCGAAUACAUCGACUGCGGCCAGAUCCUGCCCAUCCCCUUCGGCAGCCACAAGUACGUGACCAACAGCACCUACGUGGGAUCGGAGGUGGUCUUCAGCUGCGCCCAGUCGCACAAGCUCAGCGGGGUGUUGAAGCGGCAGUGCCUGGAGUCGGCGAUCUGGAGCGACACGUCGCCCAAGUGCGAAGAGAUUCGCUGCCCGGAACCAAAGCUGGCCGCGCACAGUCUGCUCUCCGUCACCGGAAACGACCGCAUGUACGGACGCACCCUGAUCCGCACCUCCGAGUCCUCGCAGAACACCGCCCAGACGUACAAAAUUGGCGCCCUGGCCAAGUACCGAUGCGAACGGGGCUACAAGAUGGUGGGCGAGGCCCUGGCCACCUGCACGGAUAGUGGCCAAUGGAGCGGCAGUAUCCCGGAAUGUGUCUACGUGGAGUGCGGAGCGCCCGAGGGGAUUAACAACGGCAAGGUGGUCCUGGCCACCAACGCCACCUACUAUGGAGCCGCGGUGCUCUACGAGUGCCUCGCCAACUUCAAGCUGAGCGGGGUGUCCCGCCGCCUGUGCACGGAGCACGGCAACUGGAGCCACGAGGCGCCCGAGUGCGUGGAGGUGGUCUGCGACACGCCCAACAUCAGUGAGAACCUGAUCGUGGAGGCCGGACCCCGGGCCGUGGGAUCGGUGGUGACCUUCAAGUGCUCCAAGGGCAGGAUCAUGAUGGGCAACGACACGCGCGUCUGCCAGAAAAACGGAAAGUGGGCCGGCAAAAGCCCCACCUGCAGACCCGUCGAUUGCGGACGCCCACUGGCCAUCGAGAACGGCCGAGUGAUCGUGGUCAACGAGUCGACGCUGUACGGCGGCUCCGCGGAGUACCACUGCAUCCCGAACUACAACCGGAUCGGGCAGUACCUGCGCAAGUGCACCGAGGAAGGGGCCUGGAGCGGGAAGCAGCCGCACUGCGAGCUGGCCACCGCCGAGGGGCACGAGAGCUCGGAGCUGGGCACCGGCGUGGGGAUCGGGGCCACCGUGAUCGUGGCCCUGCUGGCCAUCUUCGGCCUGAUCUUCCUGUACCGCAACAAGGCGCGUCCGGUGAAGAACACGGAGAACGUGCAGGCGGCGGAGACGAAGGACGAGCGGAACGCGGCCGUGAUGUCCUACUCCACGCUGGAGGCGAACAACCGCAUGCACAUGGACAACAAUCCCUCGGCCACGUUCAACACGUUCCACGGUGGAGCGGGUCGCCCCAAUGGCGCCGGCACUCCCGAUGCCAGUGCCACGGGCAACGGGGAGAGGCUGAACAACAAUCGGUCAGAGAACAUAUACGACCAGAUACCAAACGAGCAGUUCUACGACGCUCCCUACGAGAUGCGCUCCAAUGACGAGGUCUACGAGCCGGAGCCGGUGGCCAGCAACGUGAUUACCAUCAACGGGAUUUCCGUGAGGUAGAGGAGGCUCCAAAGCUCCGAGGCUCCGAGGCGACACCGUGUGGCAGCAACGUUGUGUGUUAAUAACUGUACAUAUUAAUUGUUUAAGGGAGGUGUUGAGUUACUCGUAGUUCGCCUAAAGCUAAAACUUGGUCACCCCAUGCCCAUGCACAUGUACCGUAGCCCCCUACGAAUAGGUCUAUCCGUAAUCUAUACUUACCAUAUACCAUUACCGUAUCUAAGCGAGCGUACCUACUACAGCCCAUGUACUGAGAUCGACUUGUCGAGUGGGAAUCCGGACCACGAGCCGGGGAUGUCCUCUGCCAGGGACACUCCUCGCCCCAUCCAUACUCGUAUUUGUUUGUGUUGUUUAAAUUAUUUUAACUAUGUAGUGAGAGUGAACAGUUUUGUUAUGCAAUGUGUAAGAACUCGCCAAUGUGUGUAAAAAGCAUUAAUUUUACGAACAAUUAAACGAUUGUGGUUGACUAAUUUAUUA
Molecule: messenger RNA, 5344 nt
Organism: Drosophila rhopaloa
Lineage: Eukaryota; Metazoa; Arthropoda; Insecta; Diptera; Drosophilidae
Gene: fw
Product: sushi, von Willebrand factor type A, EGF and pentraxin domain-containing protein 1
Exons: 15
Coding region: 1343-4870 (1175 amino acids)
Source: RefSeq, a predicted model, not a curated record